GUGCAAAAAAAAAUGAGGAAGUUAUGUUUACAUUCACGCAUCAGAUUCUAGUAAAUUAACCAUAAACAAUGCUAACGUGGCUGUUUUAUGCGAUUUACUACAGCAGCAAUAUUCAUUGAGUGGAUGGAAAUUUUUGCAAACGCUUGCAUGGUGUGUGUAACAGCCUGUGUUUUACUUUUUGUGUGUGUUCGCUGAUUCGACAAUUUUUUGGAUAAUUUAAAAAUCUGUCAAAAAAGGCAAAUGUUGCCAUUUAUCAUGAACAUCUACAUUAUUCAGAUAUUGAUGGACGAGCCGAGUAAUAAUCUACAUCAAGACGAUCAUGUUAUUGAUAUGGAUAAAAGUAUCACAAAUACAGAUGUGGAACCUAAACACAGCUUCAAGGGGAUGUUCGAGAACCAAGCUUUCGAAAUCGUAUCAGAAAACUUGGAUGACGAUCACAAAACUACAUUUGGAAGUCAGAAAUUGAGGAUUAGCGAACCUCUUGCUGCCGAAGAGGGCGGUUUUUUGGAUAGAUUAGAGUACCGUGUAGAAGAAUGGUAUAGCAGCAAUAAAACACGAUUAAAAUAUAUUAUGUACACCUUGCUUUUUGUGUUGUACAAUGUCUACUUAGGUUUUGCCAUUGUUUACACGUGGGACAAGACACCCAAUUGGUGCCAAGGAGUUCGAUUUCUAGUUAUCAUCACUGCCGUUGUUUAUUUCCUCCUUAUUUAUUAUAAUAUUUUACAAAAAUACAUCUCUGUACGCCGUUAUCGUUGUACUCCCGUAGAACCCAUCAAGAAAUUGUUUAGAUGGAAGUACACGUUUGGGUGGAUCUGGACACUUAUCUUCUUAGCAAUCCUAAUAUUUCUAAUCAUUGACUCAUCAAAUAAUCGCUUCCGUUUGGUAUCAUUUGGAGGCUUAAUCGUUUAUAUUUUAUUAGGAUACAUUUUCUCUAAACAUAGAAAACUCAUAAUAUGGAAGCAAGUAUUAUUGGGUACGUUACUCCAAUUUUUAUUUGGUUUAAUGAUUCUAAGAUGGGAAGUUGGAAAGGAACUUUUCAAAUGCUUCGGAGAAAAAGUAGACAGUUUCCUAAAAUACACUGAUUACGGAUCAACUUUUGUAUUUGGUUAUUUAGUAGAUGGUAAAUUAGCAGGUGGUGCCCCACAACAGAUCGGAAUUUUCGCAUUCAAGGUUCUCUCCGUUAUAUUUUUCUUCAGUUUUUGCACUUCGAUUUUGUAUUAUUAUGGCAUUAUGCAAAGAGUAAUAAUGAAAGUGGGUUGGUUCCUUCAGAAGGCUAUGGGAACCACAGCUUGUGAAUCUAUGAAUGCUGCUGGAAAUAUAUUUUUGGGCAUGACUGAAGCUCCUCUUUUGAUCAGGCCUUUCUUGCCACUCAUGACCAAAUCUGAAAUCCAUGCUGUGAUGACCGGUGGCUUUGCCACAAUUGCUGGAGGUGUUUUGGCAGCUUACAUUAAUUUUGGCAUAAGUCCUAGUCACUUGUUAUCUGCAUCUGUCAUGUCGGCACCAGCGGCUCUUGCUUAUGCCAAAUUGUUUUACCCCGAAUCAGAAAUAAGUAAAACUCAAUGCGAUGAUAUUAAAAUGGAAAAAGGACAAGAACGAAAUGCUCUGGAAGCGGCGUGUAAUGGCGCAAGCUCUGCAAUUGCUUUAGUGGCUAACAUUGCUGCUAACUUGAUAGCAUUUUUAGCAUUUAUUCAUUUUGUAGAUAAUUUAAUUAUGUGGUUUGGCAGUUUGUUAGGUUACGACUUCAUAUCUUUCGAGUGGAUUUUAUCUAAGAUCUUUGUUCCCCUCUCAUUGCUUAUGGGUGUAGAAUGGAAAGACUGCCAAGACGUAGCCAGGUUAAUAGGCCUAAAAACUGUAGUUAACGAAUUCGUAGCGUACAAGACUUUAUCAGAAUUAAUUGCUCAAAAUAAAAUUUCUGCCCGAUCUCAAGCCAUAGCCACGUAUGCCCUAUGUGGAUUUUCAAACAUAGGUUCUAUAGGGAUACAAUUAGGAGGAUUGAGCGCAUUGGCUCCCGAUAGAAAAUCUGAUAUAGCUAGUGUAGCGGUUAGAGCCAUGAUAGCAGGAUCAGCAGCGUGUUUCAUGACGGCGUGCAUUGCUGGUGCACUUAUAGAAACACCAUCUUAAUACCGAAGUUUUCGGUUAAGUGUAUAAACUUCAUCUCAUCGACGUCGCCAUCUUCAUUCUCAUCAUCCUUACAAUGUACAGAUGUUAUUGAAUUGUAAUAAAUGAUUAU
This is a messenger RNA of Centruroides sculpturatus (bark scorpion), 2230 nucleotides long. RefSeq names its product solute carrier family 28 member 3-like. Gene Ontology annotation, cellular component: membrane. Gene Ontology annotation, molecular function: nucleoside:sodium symporter activity. Gene Ontology annotation, biological process: nucleoside transmembrane transport. The transcript is spliced from 12 exons. The record is from RefSeq and is a predicted model, not a curated record. Bases 241 to 2121 code for a protein of 626 amino acids. NCBI's taxonomy places the organism in Eukaryota, Metazoa, Arthropoda, Arachnida, Scorpiones, Buthidae.